This is a messenger RNA of Microdochium trichocladiopsis, 3639 nucleotides long. Its product is annotated as glycerophosphodiesterase GDE1. Lineage: Eukaryota; Fungi; Ascomycota; Sordariomycetes; Xylariales; Microdochiaceae. Gene Ontology annotation, molecular function: protein binding; glycerophosphocholine phosphodiesterase activity. Bases 114 to 3557 code for a protein of 1147 amino acids. The record is from RefSeq and is a predicted model, not a curated record. The transcript is spliced from 4 exons. Gene Ontology annotation, biological process: glycerophospholipid catabolic process.
UUGAUUUUCUGGCUUUCACUCAAGCGGUGCUGGCAAGUCGAAUAGUAUUCGCAGAAAAGGAGUACAUUUGCAGUUCGUGGUUGUUGGAUAUUCAUCUCAAAGUACCGGUCAAGAUGAAAUUUGGCCGCAAUCUUCCUCGGAAUCAAGUCCCAGAGUGGUCGGCCUCAUAUAUCGACUACAAGGGCCUGAAGAGGCUCAUCAAGUCAGCCGCAAAAGCACAGCAAGCAGGGGAGGAAGUUGAUCUUGCAGAAUUCUUCUUUGCUUUGGACCGCAACCUCGAAGAUGUCGACUCUUUCUACAACAAAAAAUUUGGCGAGGCACAUCGCCGCCUCAAGCUGCUCCAGGAUCGAUAUGGCCGCAGUGCGGAUGUCAUCGCCGAUCUGGACGAGCACGAGGUAGAAGAGCUCAUGGGCGCUCUUUUGGAGCUCCGGAAUCAGCUCCGAAAUCUGCAGUGGUUCGGCGAGAUCAACAGGCGAGGAUUCGUCAAAAUCACCAAGAAGCUCGACAAGAAGCUGCCCGACUGCACGACGCAGGAGCGGUACAUCAUGACGAAAGUGGACCCUAAGCCGUUCGCGAAGGACGUAACGUUAGCACGCCUGGUCAACGAGAUCAACAAGUGGCUGUCCAUGCUUGCCGAUGCGCAGAACUUUGACGAUUCCGUGUCUGAGAAGUCGGCGCGUUCUGUGCGCUCACUUGGGCGUGUCACCGCCAAGGCGAUGCUGAGCGUGCCUCAAGCAGUGCUGGACAGUCUGGAGCUUGCAAUCCGGCAAGACGAUGCGGCUACGUUGGAGAAGACACUUGUCAAGGAGGAUCUGACCAGCGCAUACCCACCAGGUCAGGAGGUGCUACUCAACUUGCUCCAGCGAGCGAUCUCGUCAAGGUCGAAGGCAUGUAUUGCUUAUCUUGUCGGGGAAGCGAAAUCUCUGGAGGAAUCCGGGGACCUGAACGAGCGCAACUGCAUCCACCGGCUUGUGAUCCACAUCGGCCGGUCGAAAGCACCAAUUGCCAAGCAUGUCGAACACAACACUGCGAGUGUGCCUUUCCCCGUGGGCUCGCAUUACAACAGCCACUACCGAACGCCGAACGCGACCAUCGGGCAGGGUCCCUUACCAAAUGGCCUCUUUGGCGAGCCUGAUUUUGGUGUUCUCGGUACCGACGAUGAGCUGGUACAAACGCUCGAAUAUCUUCUGAGCUGUCUCAAGCCGGAGCAGCGCCCGUCACUGGCCAGCAAGGACUCCUUGGGACGGAUGCCGCUUCACUACGCUGCCCAGGCUGGUGUUAGGACUGUCUGCCAAAUUCUGAUGGCCAAGAUGCAAGAGUGGUCGUUGUUCGAUGUACACGAUGGCAUUGACGCAUUCGAGUGGCAGGACAAGGAGGGCAAUGCGCCUCUGCAUCUUGCAGUCAUCGGCGGCCACCCGUUGACAGUGCAGUGUCUGCUCCAGGGCGAAAAUUGGCAAGGCGAUAUUGAUAUUCGCCAUGGAGGCCGCAGGGUCGUGACCAGGUCCAGUGCCGUGCUAGCCAUGGCGGCCAAGGGCAACUCUGUCAAGAUCGUGCAGAUGCUAGUGGAAGCUGGCGUCGACGUGAACUGGCAGGACGAGGCGGGUGAGACUGCCCUCCACAUCGCCGCACGAUUCGGCCACACGGACUGCGCCAAGGUAUUGAUCAAUGGCUCGCCCGAGCAAAAGACGAACCUGGAGUUGACCGAGAAGUCGUUCUCUUGGACGCCGAUGCACAUUGCGGCUGUCGAUGGACAUUUGGAAGUGGCGAAGCUACUUGUUGAGGCUGGCGUAGACAUCAACAAGGCCGAUUCUUUCGGCUGGACUCCCAAAGAGCAUGCGGCAUUGCGCGGGCAUCUGGACAUUGCUGACCUGCUGGAAGCUCAUGCGCCCUAUCAACCCACACUCGAGGUUGUCGCGGAGUCAAACGGCUCCAGCUCGUCAUCUUCACCGCCAGAAACAUCGUCUCUUGAGGAUCGCAGGUCUGAGGGAAGCACUAGGAUUGCUGAGCCAGUCAAAUCUUUUGGGCACCGAUAUCUCAAGGACAGUAGUCUGGUCAUGGUCAGCUUGGGCUCCAUGGAUGUUCGCAAGAACAUAGAACCUGUGAAGCUUGACCGCGUCCCUCUUGCCGAGGCGCAUACAAAUCAGCUCGAUACAGCACUCUCUGUGGUCGUCUCUGCUCAGGGUGCCCAGGGCGAGCCUGUUAUUAUCGACCUACCUACCCACGACAACAUUUCGACAGAGCCCAUUGUCUUUUCGACUGCGGACCCCUCGAAAGUCAAACUCCUAUUUGAUCUCGUCCCGACAUACUCUGGAAACGAGAAGAACAAAAUUGGCAGAGCUGUCGCUUUACUGUCUGCUGUUCGGCCCACGCUUGGCACCAAGAGGAUGAAUCUGCAGGGCGACGUCUGCGUGCCUAUUCAGGGUGCCAACUUUGAGGUGAUUGGCGUCGUCAAUUUCAAUUUCUUGGUCAUCACACCGUUCUCGCAUCCCAACAUGGAGAUCACAUCCCAGCAGACAUAUUGGAAGAAGCUUUCCACCACAAUGGUCUUUGGUCACCGUGGCAUGGGCAAGAAUUUCCUGUCCAGCAAGUCGCUGCAACUCGGCGAGAACACGGUCCCUUCGUUUAUUGCCGCGGCCAAUCUCGGUGCCAAUUAUGUCGAGUUUGACGUGCAGCUGACCAAAGAUCAUGUGCCUGUCAUCUAUCACGACUUCCUCGUCAGCGAGACAGGCAUUGACGCACCAGUCCACACGCUGACGCUCGAGCAGUUCCUGCAUAUCAACCAGGACAAUGCUCGGCCGAAUAACAAUGGCGACGCUCCGACGAACUUGGAGACGAGAAGGUUACGGAGCAAUGAGCCAGGGCCAAGACAACGUUCCAUGUCCGUCAACCUGGACCAUCCCAAGGGCACCAGCCUAGAGGAGCGGAUGAAGUACACACUCGACUUUAAGCAGAAGGGCUACAAAGCAAAUACCAAGGGCAACUUUAUCCAGGCACCCUUUGCGACACUCGAGGACUUGUUCAAGAAGGUGCCGGACGAGGUGGGCUUCAACAUUGAGAUGAAAUACCCCAUGCUCUACGAGAGCGAGGAGCAUGACAUGGACACGUACGCGAUCGAGCUCAACGAGUUCUGCGACACGGUCCUCGCCAAAGUGUACGACCUGUCGGGGCCUCGGCAGAUCCUCUUCAGCAGCUUCAACCCGGACAUCUGCCUGUGCCUGUCCUUCAAGCAGCCCAGCAUACCCAUCCUGUUUCUCACCGACGCCGGCGCCUGUGAUGUGAGCGACAUCCGCGCCAGCAGUCUACAGGAGGCCAUUCGCUUUGCCAGCCGGUGGAACCUACUGGGUAUAGUGAGCGAGGCGAGGCCAUUUGUCAAUAGCCCCCGGCUGGUCAAGGUUGUGAAGCAGAGCGGUCUGGUCUGUGUCAGCUACGGCAAGGAGAACAACGACCCUACUCUGGUACAGCGCCAAGUCAAGGAGGGCAUCGAUGCGGUGAUUGUGGACAAUGUGCUGGCGAUUCGCCGCGGGCUCACCAAGGGCGACGGCGAGGCGACAGCGUGAGCUCGUACGGCUAUAACAGCAGGAUUUUGAAUGAAGCAGGUAUGAAGCUGCUGAGACGGAUUUUCAGCUUGUAUGACUGCAA